UGUCAUGGCGUCUAACACAAUAACUCCAGAUAAAGUAAAGACGUUUUUGUCAACUUUUCUGAGUUCAAAUACCAAAGAAAGCAAAACAGAAAAGAAUGUUGAAGUGAAAUCUGAUGAUGAAAAGAAGGAAGCAGUUUUAUCUCCAAUUGAAUCUGCUGCAAAGUUUGACUAUUUCAAACGAGUGGAAACAUAUUCACCUAUGACAUGGUUUGGUAAGCCAAAGGAAUUAUCUCCACUGAUCUGUGCACGUUAUGGCUGGGAGAACUCAGUGAAUGAUAUGUUACAAUGUGUUAGUUGUAGAGCGGUAUUAAGUGGUCAACUACCAUCAACAACUGAGUUUGAUUUAUAUAAAGAAAGCUGUGAUAAACUAUUAGAAAAGCUGAUAUCAGGUCAUGAAAAGUUAUGUUGGGUGGCUGCUAAUCCAACUUCAGAGCGAUUUAUGAUUUUACCUCUAUAUGAUGUAGUUCAGUUGAAAAAUGAAUUCCAUGAAAGAUUAUGUCAACUGGCCAAGAUUAAAACUACUCUACCAAAGCUAAACUUUGAAAAUCUAGAAAAAUGGGGAUUUGAUGAAGAGAAAUGUACACAGUUAGCAACAUCGCAACAUAUACGAGAAGAUGCUGCUAUAUCAGCUACCCUAGCAAUAACAGGAUGGACACUUGGUGACAGUAUAGAUAUUAUUCGAUGUAAUUACUGUAAAAGAAGAAUAGGUUUGUGGAAUUAUGAAACCAAGGAUACAGUAUGUGAAAGUACAACAGAUGAUGAACCUUCUUCUAAAAGAAUAAAACUGGAGAGAAAAACAACCUUAGAUCCAAUCAUGGAACACAGAUAUUGGUGUCCCUGGGUUACCAUGGAAACAACACCUAGCAAAGAUUCUCUGGGACAUGAUUGUCAAUCAUUUGAUGAUUCCAUCAAUUCCACUGAAAAUGAGGAUGUGUCCUUUACCUUUAAAAGAAAUGAGAAAUGUCCAGGUUGGGUUAAUACAUUGAAGAUAUUAGUACCUGUUAUAGCUGAGACAGUCGGAUCAACUGGAUUAUCAGAUAGUCCAAUGAUAGACGGAAUACGUUCAGUGAGAAAAAUAUUACGUGUAUGGUCGUCACCUGAGAAACCAGCUGAUCCUGAUUCAUCCACAGAAUCUGAUAAAAAGUAAUCUUAGACCUCGGAAAUAUGCAUCCAUCUAAAAGUGAAAAACAGAUUUCCUGUAUUUUGUAUUAUCAUCCUUCACCGAACAAAGUUAUUCAAAUGGGCUACAUGUACGUCCUUCCUUCCUGGUUUUGUUUGCGAGCAUAAACUCAUAAACUGUUCAAGAUAUAGGAAUAUGAUAAGUUUGAUUCUAAUUGCGUAUAGUUUUAUUACAUCAAUACCAUGACUAAGUUCGAUAGUUAGCAUUUUCUGUCCAGUUUAAACAGUAUGAUGAGCAAUUUGAAUGUUUGAUGUUUUAUGAAAAGAUGAAUCUUUCCAUUUUAACCAGGUAGCACAAUUGGGAUGUCUGAUAUUGUUUCCUAUACAUCUUUCAAUAUGUACAGUAAUAGUAUUUGCUUGUUGAUUAACAAUAACAAAGACAUUGACUAUCUAUGUACCCGUGUCUUUUUUGUUUGUGUUUUAACCAUGAAAAAAAUAUGUUUAAAAUAUUGAUGAA
Molecule: messenger RNA, 1636 nt
Organism: Patella vulgata (common limpet)
Lineage: Eukaryota; Metazoa; Mollusca; Gastropoda; Patellidae
Product: zinc finger C3HC-type protein 1
Exons: 9
Coding region: 5-1147 (380 amino acids)
Cellular component (GO): nucleus
Molecular function (GO): zinc ion binding
Source: RefSeq, a predicted model, not a curated record